This is a messenger RNA of Pygoscelis adeliae (Adelie penguin), 3971 nucleotides long. It is a transcript of the gene USP40, whose product is annotated as ubiquitin specific peptidase 40. Gene Ontology annotation, molecular function: cysteine-type deubiquitinase activity; cysteine-type endopeptidase activity. The coding region runs from base 1 to 3750 and encodes 1249 amino acids. Lineage: Eukaryota; Metazoa; Chordata; Aves; Sphenisciformes; Spheniscidae. Gene Ontology annotation, cellular component: nucleus; cytosol. Gene Ontology annotation, biological process: protein deubiquitination. The transcript has 31 exons. The record is from RefSeq and is a predicted model, not a curated record.
AUGUUUGGGGACUUAUUUGAAGAGGAUUUUUCCUUUAUUUCAAACAAUCAUUGUGGAAAAGGGAAGAAAUCCAAACCCAGAGAUUCUGAGCCUCCAGCUCCCAGGGAUUUCACCAACCUAAGUGGUAUCAAAAAUCAGGGUGGGACCUGCUACCUCAAUUCCCUUCUGCAGACUCUGCUUUUCACACCUGAAUUUAGAGAGGCGCUGUUCUCUCUAGGACCUGAAGAACUUGGGACUCUGGAUGAUAGCAGUAAAAAAACAGAUACAAAGGUUCGAAUAAUUCCAUUACAACUUCAACGGUUAUUUGCUCAGCUUCUGCUCUUGGACCAGCAAGCUGCAUCUACAACAGACCUUACUGAGAGCUUCGGGUGGAACAGCAAUGAGGUACAAAUCACCAUCGGGCAGCAUGAUGUGCAGGAGUUAAAUCGGAUUCUGUUCAGUGCUUUGGAAACUUCCCUUGUGGGGACUUCAGGUCAUGACCUCAUUAAUCGAUUGUACCAUGGGAUUGUUGUCAACCAGAUUGUUUGUAAAGAAUGCAAGAAUAUCAGUGAGAGACAGGAAGAUUUCUUAGAUCUAACAGUGGCGGUAAAAGGUAUUGCUGGCUUGGAGGAGGCCCUGUGGAACAUGUAUGUAGAAGAAGAGUACUUUGAAGAUGAGAACUUGUAUCGAUGUGGAGCCUGUGAUAAACUUGUUGAAGCUUCAAAGUCUGCUAAACUACGCAAGUUGCCACCCUUUCUCACCAUUUCUCUCCUGAGAUUUAACUUUGACUUUGAGAAGUGUGAACGAUACAAGGAAACGAGCUGCUACACAUUCCCUAUCCAGAUAAAUCUGAAGCCUUUUUGUGAGCAGACUGAAAGGGAUGAUUCAGAGUACAUGUAUGAGCUCUUCUCUGUUAUUAUACAUAAAGGUGGCUGCUAUGGAGGACACUAUCAUGUUUAUAUCAGAGAUGUGGAUGGAUUAGGAAACUGGCAAUUACAGGAAGAAGAGGAUAGGCUGAUUGAAGAUAAGGCUUUAAGAGAUACUGAAAAUGCCAAAGAAGUAGAAAAUCCAUUGGCAGUGUUGAAAGGGAUUUUAUCAGAGGAAGAAUCUAAACAAAUUCCCGUGGAUCAAUUAGGGCAGAAAUUAUUGGAGAAAAAAGGGGUGUCCUGGAAUAAGAAAUACCGAAAACAGUAUGGAGCAUUACGAAAGUAUUUGCAGAAUCAUCCUCAGAUAUUUCAGUUCAGUCCUGAUGAAAAUAAGGUUGGUCUGAAGGAAAAACACAAGCUCCCAUUUAAGGCAGAUUCUCAAGGACAAGAUCUCCAAAGCCCUCCUCAGAAGAAUGAUGUCCAGUGGAAUUCAGAAAAAAACCCUAUGAGGCUAAGGGACAGUUCAUCUGGUUGCCAUUGGUUUGACCUGAAUGAUUCAAAAGUCCAGCCGAUCAAGGAGAAGGAUAUUGAGAAACAAUUUCAGGGUAAAGAGAGUGCCUACAUGCUGUUUUAUCGAAAAUCUCAGUUAAAAAGACCGCCUGAAGCGCAAGGAAAUCCAAGGUACCAAAUUCCUGAACACCUUCUGAAUGAAAUGAAUGCUGCUAAUACUGAACUGCAAAAAAGGAGAGCGGAAUGUGACUCAGCAAACCAUGGCAUUGAUUUACAUCUCCAUUUGAGCUCAUGUUAUAAAUUUCACAAUGGGGCUUUGCAUCCUUCACUCGCUUGGAAAGAGAGUGUUGUGGAUUUGACUAUUGAUAGAAGAAAAACGCUAGGAGACCUUCGACUAUCAGUAUUCCAGAUGUUGGAAUCUUGGGAAGGAGACAUGAUUCUCAGUAUUGCCAAACCUUUACCAGCAGGACUGCAUCUUUACCAGAUACUUGAUGGAGAUGAACUGACACUGGAUGGCAUUGGGCUGGCUGAUGGAGCAGACGUCUUUGUGUGGAAUGGGAAAGAGGUUGGUGGUACAAAGGUGAUGACGGGCCCUGAUCAUGAACCUGUGGUCGUAAAUGUUCUUCGUUUAGCAGAGUAUAAUGAAGGAGGGAAGGGUCAGCAUUUCACAGAAUCGCAGCACGUCUUUUCAUGCAGCACAAAACUGGGUGAUCUGCACAGAGCUUUAGCACCAUCAGGAGGAAUCAUCCUAAAGAACGGCUCAGGACCAGAUAAAGAAGCCAAGAACUGGCAAGUUUUUCUUGAAGAAGAUAUGAAGGAAACAGUCAAAAGUGUUGGUCUGAUGGAUGGAUGCUCAGUACUAAUCUUAGACAGCCAUGACCAGAGCUUUGUGAAUGCGUCAAGUGGCAAUUUGACUGCUUUUACGUAUGACAUCAGCUGGCUCCAAGUUAAAAACUUCUGCAGAACAGAAGAUGAAGAGAAACACGUUAAAAUUACUGCCACUAUUGAAACAGUGAUGUCAGAUAUCAAAAUGAAAGCAAUACAGGAGCUUCAGCUAGAGGAGGAACUAGCAAAUGACAGCUGUCUUAGACCUGUUAGCGGAAAUGGGAAACUUCUGUCUCCAGUGCCUGAGGAUUAUACCGUCAAGGAAGCAGAACUGAAAAUGGGAAGCUUGCUAGGGCUGUGUCAUGGGAAAGCUCCAACUUCCACUCAGCUCUUCUUAUAUUUUAUUGUUGGGAGUGACCGAAACUCAAGCCCUGAGAUGGAGAUAGUUGUGGAAGAGACUGCCUCUGUCAAAGAGUGUCUAAAUUUAAUGCUGGAAAAAUCUGGAUUAUCAGGUGACAACUGGCAUUUGAGAAGGAUUGACUGGUGCUAUGAAGCAGGGGAAGCAUUAAGUCAGGAAAAUGCCACUCUGAAGGAACUUAAUGUUUGCAGAGGAGAUACUUUGGUUAUAACUGAAGGAAAGCUUCCACCAAAGGGUUUCCUGAAAAUACCCAUCUGGUGGUUCAAGUCUUCAAAUCAUAUGAAACAUGGACAGAAUGCACAAGACCAAGUGAAUGGGAUGACCUGCAAGAUGGAUGCUUUGCAGGUGUCUCCUGCAGGAGAUUCACCAGAAUACAUCCACACAGACAUGGAUCUUUGUUAUGCUGGCAGUAUAGAAAUAGCAGGAGAAGCUUCUUUGGAAGAUCUGAAGAUGCAGGCUAUGACCUUACCACGCUGCCAGGAGCAGAUUGUCCCACUGCCUUCAUUUCUCAGAGCAUGGACAGUGGACAGUAAGCGUCCAGGCAAGCUUUUACGAAACAACAAGCAGCAACUCAAUGACUAUAAGCUGGGUGCCAGAGCGGAAAUCUGCAUCGAGCCUUUGCAAAAAGAAGAGUAUUUGGGCCCCCAUGAACUGCUGCUUCGAGUACAGAUGGGCAUACCAGGGGAGAGGAACUACUGUGACUCCACGGAUUUGGUGUGGGAUAUCUCCAAAGAAUGCACAACCUGGGCACUGAGGCACCGAGUGGCUUCUCACUAUUGUCUCCCUGUAGAUAAAAUAGAAAUAGCCAAAUACUUCCCUGAAAAAUUUGAGUGGCUGCCAAUAUCUAGCUGGACACAGCAAAUUUCAAAGAGGAAACGGAAGAAAAAACAGGAGAGUUUACAGUCAGCGCCUUACCACCUGAAAGAUGGAGAUAUCAUUGGGGUGAAGAAUCUUCUCCUUGAUGACACUAAGGACUUCAGCACAGUGAGAGAUGACAUUGGAAAAGAGAAACAAAGGCAGCUUGCAUUAGAAAAAAAGAAAAGUCGGCAAACCGGACGCUUACAGGACCAUGUUUUCUCUGAGGAAAAGCUGAAUAUUAAGCACCGUAAACCAGAAGUGGCUCUUUCUAUCAAUGUGGGCGUUUUCAGAUAGCACCAGGAGAUGAUUUGCUGACCAGACCAUACUACCGAUGUACUAAAUUGGAAUGGAGUACCUCAACCGGACCAGCAAGAGGGUCUUUCCCGAAGUGUCUUCAAGAAUCACCGAGACAAACUGGAUAUAGGAUUCAGGAUAACUCUGAUUUUCUUCUAAUCUCUCUUGGGGAGGUGCUUUAGCAUCCCUUUAUCAAUGUGGUACUUAUUCUCAGGCUAGGU